This is a messenger RNA of Botrytis cinerea B05.10, 549 nucleotides long. RefSeq lists its product as hypothetical. The coding region runs from base 65 to 508 and encodes 147 amino acids. Lineage: Eukaryota; Fungi; Ascomycota; Leotiomycetes; Helotiales; Sclerotiniaceae. The record is from RefSeq and is a predicted model, not a curated record. The transcript is spliced from 3 exons.
GAAACUUAAAUUUCGAACAUCCUCAACUCUGACCCCAAAUUUUGGUAUUCUGUCUACUAUCAAAAUGCCCAUAAAAAGAAACGAUCUUGAGAUGGCCUGUGAGACUAGACUAGACGCCCCCCUCCAGAAGGUCACGCAAACUCUCAUAGAAUUUCAAACUACUAUUGGCAACAAAACAAGAAGCUUGAAAUCCCUCGAAUCGGACGCCAUAACCACUAAAUCUGAAAUUGAGAGAGACGAGGAGGAAAUCCGACAAAUCAAAGAGAGAAUCUUGAGAAAACGAGAACAAAUACUAUUGGCUGAGCACAAAGCUCAAGUAGUUAGAGGUCAAAUUGGUGAAUUCAAAGAAAAGGAGAAAUUUCUUCUAGCGGUGCAAAAUGGGGGAGCGGAGUUUUUGAAGACACUUUUGGAGACUGGAAAGUGGGAAUUAGAGCAGGGUAUCAAAGAGGCAUGGGUAGAGGAAGGAAUGGCAUCUAAGAAAGAUGAAGAUCGAAAGCAAGAAGACUGAAGACGAUUUAUGAUGGUAUCUCCAAAUAAACAGCAGUGUCA